AUGUCAGAAAAAGAAAAGUGUGUGCAAGCCAGGCGGAUGCAACGCCGCCCCCUGAAGGCGUUGCGGGUGUGCUUCCUUCGCAACGGAGACCGUCACUUCGCAGGCCUCAACAUGGCCAUCUCGAGGACCCAUAACAAGGACUUUCAGGCCCUGCUGGAGCAGGUUACCGAGACCAUGCGACGCCACGUGGUCCUGCGAUCGGCCAUCAAGACCAUCCUGCACCUGGAUGGAACUGCCCUGAAAUCGGUGAGCUGCAUUGGCGAGGGCGACAUACUGAUCUGCUGCUGCCAGUACGAGGAGAUGAUUCGCAUUGAGUACUGUGUGAACAAGGACUUUCAGAGGCAGCGGGUCCUGCAGACCCGCUGCGACGAACGAAGGAUCUACGGCGAUACCCUGGAGAGGGUCAAGCCAACGGAUCUGCCCGAUACCAUUCGGCAGCAUAUUAAGCACCUGCAACCCCUGAUGCAGACCCCAAGGACGGUGAUCUUCCGUGGAUAUGCGAGGAGCAAUGGGACCAAGCGCAUCGUUAAGAUGGUAAACAAGCAGUACAUGGACUACAACAGCGAUGAUCCCUACUUAGAGGUGGAGGUACUACGCAUGCUGAGGUCACACCCGAACAUCGUGGAAAUGAUGUACUCCCUGAAGGAUGAGAGGCAUUUGUACAUGGUUAUGGAGUUCGUGGAGUGGGAUGUCGACGAGGUGAUCCAGGUGUACGGACCCAUGUCGGUGGCGAAUGCCAGAAAAGUGAUGAAGGACACGACAGCCGGUUUGAAACACAUCAUGGAAAUGAAACUUAUCCAUCGGGACAUCAAGCCAGCCAACAUGCUCAUGAAGUAUUCAACCGAAACCGGGGUCGAAGCGGUAAAGAUCACCGAUUUUGGCAUGGCCGUGUUCUACAAGGGCGACAAGCUGUACUCAUGCUGUGGAACCCCCGGCUACAUGGCUCCCGAGAUGAUUGGCGAAUGUGGUUACGAUUUCCAGGCGGACGCCUGGUCACUGGGCGCUACCCUCUUCCAUAUGCUCUACGAUCAGCUGCCCUUCGCCAAUGACUACCAGACUAUCCCGGAGAUAUAUGCGGCCAUCUUGAAAGGUGGACCCAGCUAUCCCGAGGAAAUGCAAAAGGACACCGAUCCAGAGGCCAAGGAUUUGAUUGAGGGUCUGCUAGCGAUGAAACCCAGGAAUAGGCUUACCAUCGAUGAGGUGCUCAAGCAUCCAUUUAUUGAUCAGUAG
Molecule: messenger RNA, 1230 nt
Organism: Drosophila subpulchrella
Lineage: Eukaryota; Metazoa; Arthropoda; Insecta; Diptera; Drosophilidae
Product: serine/threonine-protein kinase DCLK2-like
Exons: 1
Coding region: 1-1230 (409 amino acids)
Biological process (GO): intracellular signal transduction; protein phosphorylation
Molecular function (GO): ATP binding; protein kinase activity
Source: RefSeq, a predicted model, not a curated record